CAUGUCCGCCGACCCGCCCGGCCUCGUGCUCAACCCGGUGAAGGCGGCCGACCACGCGGAGUACCGCUGCCGGGUCGACUUCCGCUCCUCGCCCACGCAGAACGUCCGGGUGCAGCUCGAGGUCAUAGUGCCCCCGAAGCGCAUCCGAAUCAAGAGCGAGGUGGGCAUGGAGGUGAGCGGCGUCAUCGGCCCGUACCCCGUCGGCGCCUCCGUGGCCCUGGUCUGCGAGGUGGAGAGCGGUCGCCCUCGCCCCAGCGUGUCUUGGUUCCACGAGGAGUCGCUCCUGGAUAACGUCAGCGAGGUCAAACGAGGGGAGGUCACCACGAACACGCUCACCAUCGCCGCUCUGACCCGGGCUGACCUGUAUCGGGUCCUCACUUGCCAGGCUUCAAACUCUAACCUUUCUACACCCGUGGCGGCGACUGUGACCCUUGACAUGAGCUUUCCCCCUCUGGACGUCCGAAUCCUAGGCGCCAUGGAGAGUCUGAGCGAAGGCGAGCGCUACGAGAUCGUGUGCGAGUCUUCGGGGUCGAGGCCGACGGCGACGAUCUCCUGGUGGAAGAAUGGCAUGCUCAUGACGGACACCAAGACCGAGUAUUUACAAGACUUGAUAGAGUUAUGCAGGCGUUCUCAAGGCCCAGCCACCCUUGCCCGGAGACGUGCCCGGAGCAAGCACAUAACACGAUUCAAACAGGAAUGCAGUAAUAUUCUUGGCAGCGCUGGAGGCAGUGAGGCCAACACGGCGGAAGAGGUGUUCCACGAGGGGAAUGUGAGCAGGUCGACCCUCUACCUGACGCCCUCCGUCGCCGACCACGACACCUACGUCUCCUGCAGGGCCAAGAACCCCCUGGUUCCUUCGGCGGUUCUCGAGGACUCGAAGAAGCUCAAUGUUCACUACACCCCCCGCCUCACCCUCGCUCCCGGCCAGAACUUGGACAUGGAGGAUAUUGAGGAGAGCGACGACGUAUAUUUCGAGUGUGGAAUCCAAGCGAAUCCAAGGGUGUAUAAAGUUCAGUGGUUUCAUAAUGGCGAAGAACUCUACCACAACGUGUCAGCUGGGAUCAUACAAAGCAACCAGAGCCUCGUGCUGCAGAAGGUCACCAGAAAGUCCUCGGGCCAGUACACGUGCUCGGCGACCAACCUGCACGGCACCGGGGGAUCCAACGCGCCGUGCAGCUCAGUGUGAAGUUCGCUCCCCUGUGCCGCGCUGGCCAGAAGGUCGUUUAUGGCGGAGGAAAGCAUGAGGAAAUCAACGUUACGUGCAGCGUGGAG
This is a messenger RNA of Penaeus vannamei (Pacific white shrimp), 1272 nucleotides long. The record is from RefSeq and is a predicted model, not a curated record. NCBI's taxonomy places the organism in Eukaryota, Metazoa, Arthropoda, Malacostraca, Decapoda, Penaeidae.